AUGCCCAAGGACACUAAGCCCAAGGCUCACCCCGCGCGGCAGCCUCCCUCCUCUUCCUCGCGGCCCCCCGCCUCGCUCAUCAACGCGGCCGGCUCCCCGCCUUCCCAGCCGUCCCCGGGUACGGCUCAGCUAGCCCCAUCGCCUGCACUCCUCUUGCAACGACUCGCGAACGUUGACCAGACGGUGCUCGCCACUCUUGCGUCCCAGCUCGGCCCCGAAUUCUCAGCGGACUCGCUCAAGUCUCUCGCCACCAGCUCCGAAACAAGCCUUCCCUCUCCUCCUCAAUCCACCGCUGCAAGCCAGCACCUGCGGUACCCCGACGAGGCUCCCGACGCCCACGCCGACGCCGACCAUUCCCAUCCUCACUCGUUAGCGACGCAGCAUCUCCAGGCGCAGGUCUCCAAGAUUGCCGCCGCGCCAGGAGGUCCUCCAAGCGGGCCGCCGUACGGUAUCAACAGAUGGAUCUCGACGCCGGAGCGCACUCCGCCCAGUAUGGAGGACGAAAUUGCCGAACUCGUCGUCGCGGACAUGCUCCGUGAGCUGGAUAACAAGGACCCAAGCACGUACGUUGUCACCGUCCGCUCUGGGAGCGCAGAAGAGGAAUUCGCAAAGUGGAAACAACAACCCCGCGUUAGGAGGCGUCUACCGUCGGGCGCGACUUUCAUUGACCCCCGAUCAUUCGUUCUGGACCUGGUUAGCGGGAAGACCGACCAUCUAGUUCUCGACGAGGCCAUUGCUCUGAGUGUGAACCCGAGCAUUAUGAUGCCCAUUGUCGCCAGCGUCGGUCGUCGACCGAACGGUACAGUUACGAUCCUCAGGGAGGGCUGCUACCAAGCUGCUACAUUGUCAAUCAUUCAGAACCACUUCCACCAGUGGGUGGUAGCGUCGCUCAUGUGGUGUGGUCCGGGCGGACUUCAGCGCAGCGACAGCGACAGGCGCCGUCGCCAGGAGCUCGCCCUCGUCCACGCCCGGUACGAUCUGUUGGAAAUUGACUUCUCGAACUGCUCCUCGGAGGCACGUCUCGUUCAGCGGUGGCACGCUGCCCUGUUCUGGCGCCGCGCGAACUCCCAGGUGCGCCAGUAUGCGCUUGCCCCCGGCCUGAGCGAUGUAGGCUGCACCGACGGGUCACGGUGGCCAAAACCCCGGCCCACGCUCCGUGGCAUGCGUGUCCGACACAACAUCCCUGAGGGCGCCGCCGAGGCCACCGGCUCGGGUGACGAACUUCUGGACGACGCUCUCGGUGACGACGACGCUGGCGGCGACAACAACACUGGCGACAACGACGACACUGGCGGCGACGCGCGGCGUCUGCUUGUGCCAGUCGACUGGGUGUACAUGCACUCAGUCGGCUGGUGCGAGUUUGACAACUGCCCCGCUACCGAGCCGCAGGAGUGUAAGGUGAUGAUGGUCAAUGGCAAGAUUGUCGAAGUGUGCCACCGCUGUGCCGACAUAAUUCGCAACCCAGAGCGCUACAAGUAA
This is a messenger RNA of Trichosporon asahii var. asahii CBS 2479, 1479 nucleotides long. RefSeq lists its product as uncharacterized. NCBI's taxonomy places the organism in Eukaryota, Fungi, Basidiomycota, Tremellomycetes, Trichosporonales, Trichosporonaceae. Bases 1 to 1479 code for a protein of 492 amino acids. The transcript is spliced from 4 exons. The record is from RefSeq and is a predicted model, not a curated record.